AUGGGCAUCGAAUUGGACGAGAAGGCCAACAUGGUUCUGGACACGGCGGGCAAGAACAACGGCUGCGUCAAGGGCAAAGCCUACUUUGAUUGCAAGCCGGACUACGGAAUCUUCGUAAGGCCCACGGCCGUAGCGAGGAUUCCUCCGGGGAGCAGAAGAAGGUCUUCUGCAGUUCCGGAUGCUGCGCUGCAGCCACCGUCCGCCCCAGCCUCGCCCAUCAAGCAGGCGCUUCUUGGGCUGCCGCCGUCUCCGUCGGCGGCAGCAGCCGCAAGACGAAGCAGCCUUCGAAGCAGCAGGAGAGAGGAAGAAGGAGAUCGUAGCCGGGAAAUUCAGAAGGCCGGCGUGCAGCUGGAACUCGCUGAGGCUAUGGAGGACCACGAUGUGGACUCUAUUCGCCGCUUGCUGCCAGCUGCGCAAAAUCUGGGCAUUGCACGAGAAGAGAUCGCAGCAGCAAAGCGGAUAUUGAGCUGGGAGCUCAAGCAGACCAUGCAGAUGGAAGUCAGCGCCGUCAGCAGGUCGGUCUCGGAGCUCUCGGAGGCUGUUUUGCGCCUGGAGGCGGUUUCGUCCAAGCCUGCCACCAGCUCAGCUGUGAGCCGUCUCGGUGAAGAGCUUGAGAAGAGAGUAUGGCAGAGUUUGGAGAGCAAGAUCCAUCAGAUCGUAGACGGUGUUCUUUCGAGAGCUUCGAAAAGAGCUGGCAAGACAGCUUCACAUCCAUUAGAGGCCUAUGGCUUCGAGCAUUUCGAUCUCAAUGGCGACGGGAUAGUCACCAGAGAAAUUUUCGAAGAGGCUCGCAAGAAGAUCAUGGCAGGCCACCUCGGGGAGCCGAAGGCCACUGCCAGCUGCGAGCCCGCGGCCCUCCCAAGGCCCUCCGAGCCAAAAGCUACAAAAAGCCUCAUGCGAUACCUCUACGCUCGCGCGGCGCGACGCGUGCAAACGCUGGAGAACCACGAGGCCACGCGCUUCGUGGUCGGAAGCUUGUUGAGCAGAGGAAUGCAGAGAGCGCUCCUGCUCGGACCUGCAUCGGAUGCUUUGGCCGAAGCAAAGCGAGACAUCGCAGCCAUUCGGGCGUCCAGGUUGCGGAUCGAAGAUGCGACGAGGAAGGCCGAGGAGUUGGUUCAUGCAGCUUCAACCAGGGUGCAGGCCGCCGCGCGUGGGCGACUGGUCCGUCGCGAGAAGGAUCUUGUGAAGAAGAGCACCAUCACUCUUCAGCGGGCCCUUCGUCGGCUGAAGCACCGGAGACAAGGCAAGAAGGUCGACUUUUCUGCGGUGGUCGCGGCCGCCACAGACCAGCGAAAGGAGUGGGCCGUGGAGUUCGAAAGAGCCGCUGUCGAUGGCACGCUGCAGGAGCACGCCUUCAUAGAAGCUUUGCUCCGAUCCUGUCCGAUGAAGGUGUCGCAGGUCCAGGCCGAGAAGUUGUGGGCUGGCUUCCUGGAGCACAGUGAAGUCCCGGGGCCCAUGGCCAUCACCACUUUCUGGGCCAUCUGCGAGGCAGUGGAGCAAGGCGACGAGCUGGCAGCCGACUUUGCGGACAUGCCGGUGGAGGAGUAUGCUUCCUAUGGCAGCCAAGCAACUCCCCAAUCCGAAGAACAGAUGCGUGCGGCACAGAGAAUCCAAGCCGCCCAGCGGGGUCGUCAAGCCCGGCGGCACCUUGAAAGCUUGGAACAUGGCUUCUUGUGCUCUGUGUGUGUGCUACAUUUCCUUUGUUCGCUAUGGAAGCAUGGAGGCAUGGAGGCGUCGGCUACCACCAUGACGACGAGCACUGCCACCAUAUGCCACCAGUAUUAG
Molecule: messenger RNA, 1785 nt
Organism: Symbiodinium sp. CCMP2592
Lineage: Eukaryota; Dinophyceae; Suessiales; Symbiodiniaceae
Source: the annotation of a GenBank genome assembly